AUGCGUGAAGGGUGCUCGGCGCAUGUCUUCGUUCUCUUUCGGUUGUGUUCCAGACUUGUGAUAAAGUAAGUUUGAAAAUACUCACUUUUCAACCCCCAUUUUCCACCUUACAAUUAAACUAAUACUCCUGUAAUCGAUCCUGAAUGAAAAUUUAGAACUUGAACAUUUUGAUUACUCGCAGAUUGAAGGCAGAUGGUUUAAUAUUCAAUGAUUUUAUAAGGUGUAAACAUUUGCUAUGUUUCCAGGUCAGCAACCAACAUGGCUACAUCAAAAAUUGUAAAGCCUAAUAAUGAAGCGCCUGAUGAACUCGAGAAAGAAAUAGCCGGGGUAAGAAUUUCUGACGACAACAUUCAAGUUAAAUUGAAAAUACUGCGUUAACAGUAAAAAUUACCAGUAUUUUUGAAAGUCACUGUCUUGCUCCGUGUCCAUGUCACCAUGUGUAUAUAUCUUUGGUAUAUAUCUUUGGUAUAUAUAGACGAAAAUAUUUGUCUGUUGAUGUAGUAUUAGGUUUUUGACCUGAUGCAAACAGAGUGUGUCCUAUUUCUUUAAUAUCACACCAAGUUUUGAAAUAUCACCUACUCAAACUGACUUGACCUCGUAGCUCAGUUGCCAGUUGGUAUAAAGCUGGUUACAGACGAGCGAGUUUUCUAUGACAAGUUUUUAUGUGUCAAGUUUUAUUUGCUCGUCUGUACGCGCAACUUUGACAAGUUUUUCUAUGACAAUUGCGCACUUGUCAUAGAAAAAAUUGUCAAGGUACAAAUUUUGUUCGUCUGUGGGUCAACAAAGAAAACUUGUCAAAGUAAUAAGAGAAUUUGAUGUGAUUGGCCAGCGCUUGCAUUGUCCGCUGUACUAUUACAAUUGCUAGCACGACUAAUAAAUUGUCAAAGUAGACUUGUUGACACGUUCACACCAGUAAAUAAAACUUGUCAUAUAAAAUGUGUUGCAUAUACACACAUGUGCACUUGGCAAAUAAAACUUGUCAAAUAAAAACUUGUCAUAGAAAACUUGCUCGUCUGUAACCGGCUUAACAUUGGGUCACUCCAGAAAACAUCCAUACCUCCUCCCACAGAGGGAAUUGAACAUUAACCCCUCCUCAGAUGUCCUAAUACACUUAAUAGUAUCAGAAACAUAUUUUUCUCCUCUGGACAACAGAAAUUUCCUCUGUGGGGGGAGUGUGUAUCUGUUCUGGAACGACCCAUUGGGCCUGCCUGGAAAGUUUGGAAAUUGCACAACAAGAUUUUAAAAAUUUAAUAGUAAAUAUAUACAAAGCAUCAAAAUUAUGUGGCCGAUAUCCCCGCCGUGCAAAAUACAAACUUUCCACACUGGCCAUUGGACUAGGAAACCAGAGGCAAAUGACACAGUUUCAAUUUCCACCACGGUCCAAGCAAAAUUAGAGAGUUUUAGAUUUGGGUACGACUACAAGAUUUGUUGUUUACAAAUACUCGUCAUCUUCUUAAGCCAUUCUAUACACAUGUCAUAAUCUUGUAGUAGAUGCUUGUUUCACUACAUGCUCAAUGAGUUAUUGAUGGAACUGACAAGCUCUUUAUAUUGUAAUUACGUCCAGGCUAUUGCUGAAUUGGAGGCAAACAGUGAUCUGAAACAACAGCUCAGGGAACUCUACAUCUCUGGGGCUAAGGUACGGUACAGGAAUAUUGAUUGUGAUAUAAAUAACCGUUUAUGUCCAACGCAACUUUCCUGAAAUGUUUCUAGGAAUUGGAUAUUGCCGGGAAGAAAGUUGUCAUCAUAUUUAUUCCAGUUCCACAGCUCAAAUCUUUCCAGAAAAUCCAGGUGACUAUGAAUAGAAUUUCUUAGAAAAAUUGCAGUUUGUGAUGAAAGUGUUGUCGCCCCAGUCUGAUACAACGUGACUGAUUGACAAUCAUUUCUGAAAUGACUCAUUAUUUUCCUGCUGGUUGAUAAUGCUUGCUACCCAGUGUGUAAAAAUUGAAAUUUGUUGAAUCUCUGCAGGCUCGGCUUGUACGUGAAAUGGAGAAGAAAUUCAGCGGGAAACAUAUUGUGGCUGUAGCACAGGUAGGCUUAUGUUCACUUGUGGACAAGUGUUUAUAAAUUCAGCGGCAAACAUAUUGUGGCUGUAGCACAGGUAGGCUUAUGUUCACUUGUGUACAAGUGUUUAUAAAUUGUUAACUUGAUAUGCCCAGUUCAAGUUAGAGAGCUGUUCCUAAAAUAUGCAUAUUGCUAAUUCAAACCAGGCUACAAGGGUACUGUCUAUUCACAAUGUUUAAUUCAAAAUUUCAAUGUGCUUUGUUAUUUUCAUUUUUCAUUGAUAGAGAAGAAUUCUUCCUAAGCCUUCAAGGAAAACUAGAAAUCAAAAACAGAUGAGACCUCGAAGGUGGGUUAGAAUACUUGUACAUUCUUCCUGUUUAAUUAACGCUUAGAAAGGCAAUCUGCCCUAAUUGGCUUACUUUGUUAUUUUAUUGUGACACCAGACAGUUUUACUCAUCAAGGGGAGAGUUCUGCCACUCAAUGGGUUAAUCACUUUAUCUAUUAUUUUACAGCCGAACGUUGACGUCUGUUCAUGAUGCUAUUCUGGAAGAUCUCUGUUUUCCAAGUGAGAUUGUAGGCAAAAGAAUUCAUGUGAAAAUGGAUGGCUCAAAAACGAUUAAAGCGUAAGUGUAUAACUUUUCAUAAUUUCUGUACUUAGAGACAACUUUGUUACAGGUUUUGUGAAUGGUUUACGAGUGCCACCCUGCGUCUGAAAUAUUUCUUGUCUGUGAUGAAAGUGUUGUCGCCCCAGUCUGAUAUUUCAUGACUGAUUGACUUUUUCUGAGACAAUUAAGAUCAGCAUUCCUAUAGCACAAAUUUAAAUGUGGAUAUAAUCAAAUACGCUUCACAUCAAGUAUUUUAUCUUUACAACAAUUGUGCUAUUACUUUCUUAACUAUCCUAACCCACCCUGUCAACUUUCCCUGUGCGAGGAAACCAGAGCACUCGGAGAAAACUCACGACUUUCGGCAGAGCAUUUACCGACUCUUUUUACAUGAGUCUAUAGCGAUUGGUUAGUGUUGUUUAGUAAAAAGUAUCAGGGCGAUUGUUUGUUAUUAUUUAUUUGUUUUUCUGAUAACCUUGCAAAUGUUUGCAACCAUUGAUGUCUGUGACCAAUGCAUGGGAACUAAGUAAGGUUCACACAUAUUUGUGUUUUUAGUUAUUUAGAUAAAAGCCAACAAACGAAUGUUGAACACAAGGUAUUUUUCAUAUUUUUGUUGUUCUGUCACUAUUUCUUCCAUAUCUAUGAUGUCCACAAAAUAUCACCUUGUUUCAGUAUUGGCUAAUUAAUAAAAAAAGGACUAUUUAAGAAACGGUUUGGUUUCAAACUGAAAACAAGCAAUACUUACUAGUUCUUACAUACAUAGACAUACAUUUCAUUUCAUUUUCAAAAAAUGAACCUUUAUAUGUGAUGAGAGAUAUUUCUUGUCAGUGAUGAAAGAAUUGUCGCCCCAGUCUGAAAUUUCAUGACUGAUUGACUUUUCUGAGACAAUGGUUUAUACUGUAAAGAUAGGCUUCAAAUUCCUUCGUUUGUUUUAAAUUUUGGUUAUAAAAUACUAUUUCAAUCACAGAUUUUUUGGUUUUGAAGAUAAUUUGGUGACAAGAAGCUAACAAAUGACAACACAUCUUUGUUUUUUCACUUUGAAACAUGCAAGCUACAUCUUGUAAAAACCCAGACUAGGAAUUAUCCUGACAGCAAACCAAGUUGAUGAGCAGGGUUCGUAGUGGUCUUUGAAAUACGUGAAAGUCUUUAAAUUUGAAUUCAGGUCUUUUUAAAAGGUCUUUGAAAAGUCUUUGAAUUGUGUGAAAAAGCAAACAAAGUCUUUAAAAGUCUUUAAAUUCUUUUAAUGGGUACUUGAUUAUACGAUUUCCUAGCUAAUAAAAUAGAUUGAUUGAAGAAGAUUUUCGCAAAUAUUGAUGAAAAGCUGCAUUUUAGGAUGUGAUUUGACGGGACUAAUUACUACCGGGUCGACAGCUGAUUGUUCUCAAAGGUGUUUGAAAAGUCUUUGAACAUAGGCAUAAAAAAUCUUUAAACGUCUUUGAAUUUUUUUGGUCUUGGAGACUACAAACCCUGAUGAGUUUUGUUCCUCCUGUGAGAAUGCUCAACUCUAAUCUUACUUCUCUUCUUUCUCUUCAGCUCGAGACAUUUACUGGUGUGUACAAAAAGCUGACUGGCAAAGAUGUCGUCUUUGAGUUCCCUGCUUAUGACUAA
Molecule: messenger RNA, 4211 nt
Organism: Paramuricea clavata
Lineage: Eukaryota; Metazoa; Cnidaria; Anthozoa; Malacalcyonacea; Plexauridae
Source: the annotation of a GenBank genome assembly